AGUCGGUGCCAAGCCUGUCGUGAAUAGUGUGCGCGUCGAUCUUGUGCGCGUUUUCGCCGGCGACUCCCGAGCGGUGGCGAGGGAUGCGCAACGGGUUGGACCAUGGAGUAUUACUCUAGGGACCCAGGGAUCGCAUAUCAUGUGUCGUCCUUGGAUCGGUCGCAGAAUGGCUUCGGAGGCGGAUGCAAAGUACGUCGACUUCUUCUAAGGGUUACCAACCCUAAGAAUUAUUCUUUCCCUAGCCCGGAAUUCCUCUCUGCCUCCAUCACAAGGCUGCAAGAGACCCAUUUUUUGGGUAAUCAGGUCAAGUUCUAA
This is a messenger RNA of Notodromas monacha, 315 nucleotides long. NCBI's taxonomy places the organism in Eukaryota, Metazoa, Arthropoda, Ostracoda, Podocopida, Cyprididae. The record is from the annotation of a GenBank genome assembly.